Phragmites australis (common reed) is the source of this 2024-nucleotide messenger RNA. Its product is annotated as protein SAR DEFICIENT 1-like. The record is from RefSeq and is a predicted model, not a curated record. NCBI's taxonomy places the organism in Eukaryota, Viridiplantae, Streptophyta, Magnoliopsida, Poales, Poaceae. Bases 162 to 1490 code for a protein of 442 amino acids. Gene Ontology annotation, biological process: regulation of salicylic acid biosynthetic process. The transcript has 7 exons. Gene Ontology annotation, cellular component: nucleus. Gene Ontology annotation, molecular function: sequence-specific DNA binding; calmodulin binding; DNA-binding transcription factor activity.
GCUCGACCUCGCAAUACCUGGCCAAACCACCCCAAAGCGCACAACUUCUCCUCGAGCCAAAUCGCUGCUUCUCUUCUCUUCUUCCCUCCCUCUCCAGAAAAAAUAGCUAGAAAAACGUACACAUCAGAGGCAAGAGAGAGAAGAUCGCCGGGAUAGCAACAAUGGCAGCGAAGCGGUUCCACGACGGCUACGAGCAGGACCCGGACCAGCCCGACGACAAGCGGAUGCGCCGCCUGCCGUCCUUCUCGACGGUGAUUCGGGAGGCCAUGAUGCAGAAGCACAUGCAGAACCUGUUUAGGCUUCUGGAGCCUCUUCUCCGCCGCGUGGUGAAAGAGGAGCUCCAGGCAGGACUCGCGCUGAGCCCACGCUACACCGAGAGGUUGCCGGAGAUGCCGCCGGUCGAGCGGCCGACGUGGAAGCUGGCGUUCCGGAACCCGCCGCGCCUCCCGAUCUUCACCGGCAGCAAGAUCGAGGACGACAUCAGCAACCCGCUGGAGGUCAUCCUCGUGAACAUGGACACUGGCUCGCCUUCGGCGCUCCCGCAGGCCCUGCGCAUCGAGCUGGUCCCGCUCUUUGGGGAAUUCCCUCAGGACGACCGCGAGGACUGGGCCGCCGACGAGUUCCAGAAGGGCAUCGUGAAGCAGCGCGAAGGGAAGCGCCCGCUCCUCACCGGCGAGGUCAGCCUCACCAUGAGAGACGGGCGCGCCACCGUGAACGAGCUGCAGUUCACGGACAACUCGUCCUGGGUCCGCUGCCGCAAAUUCCGCAUCGGCGUCCGCGUCGUGCCGGGCAGCUACGACGGACCCAGGAUCCUCGAGGCCAUGACUGAGGCCUUCGUGGUCAGAGACCACAGAGGCGAGUUGUACCGGAAGCACUACCCUCCGGUCCUUGGCGACGACGUCUGGAGGCUGGAAAAGAUCGGCAAGGAAGGCGCGUUCCACAGGAAGCUGGCACAGCACCGCGUCAAGACCGUUCAGGAGUUCCUCAGGAUGUUAACCGUCAAGCCCGACGAGCUGCGCGCGAUACUGGGCGAAGGCAUGACGGACCGCAUGUGGGAGAUGACGACGAACCACGCGAGGUCCUGCGUCCCCGGCGACAAGGUGUACGCGCACAACGCGGCGCACUGCACUAUCUACGUGAACUCCGUCUUCGACCUCGUGAAGGUCGAGUUCGGCGGCGUGGAGUGCCCGCUGCAUCAGCUGAACAAGGCCCAGACGAACUUCGUGCAGCAACUAAUCCUGGACGCGUACGAGCACCGCCACAGCCUCCAGGAGGCCGACGCCGUCAUGCUCCACGGCCACGCAGCCAACAACAUCCCACUGCUGCACAAUGCAGCACAUGUCGCGAUGCCGGCGCCUGCGGAUCCAACGCUUUGGUUCCAGAACAACUCGGACAUUGACUUCCCGGUCGUCGACGACGAGGUUCCCGUUCCCCAAGCUGCCAACUUUGCCUACCAGUGGCAUGGCCAAAUUUUCAACAUGCCAGGUUAAGAACUGAACUGGAGAAGGCAAAGAAAGCAGGUGAAGAUCACUGAUCACCUACCUGCAAGGCUGCAAGGCUCGUUCCAGCUAUAGGGUGUACAUUAAUCAGUACUACUACGUGCCAUUGUAAGUCCACGAAAGUGCGUGUCUGUGUGUUGAAGUAACAGCAAGGUUUAAGGGUAGGUGAACUUGAGCGGCCCUUCACUGCCUCGCUGAGCAUGCGCUGAGCAUCCGCCGCGAGCAGCGAGAAGAGGCGACCAAGUGCAAAAUUCUUUGGUUUAAUUCGUAUCCUUCGUUGUAAUUUUCCAGCUUUUUUUUCUUCUGCUUGGUCAAGUAGCGCUCUGCUCCCGUAAAGUUGCAUGUAAUAUCAGGUUGGCAACGCCGGGAGCAGAGCAGACAAACAAGUGUGAUGCCUACAGGCUACAGGGAGAACUUGUUGCAAACGAACAGUUCUGCUCUUUAACUUGUUCCAAAAGUUUUUGUGUCUUGUAGCAUCCAAGUCGCAAUAAAGAAAGGAAGCUAAGUACCUUUUUGUACAUAAAA